Messenger RNA from Impatiens glandulifera, 767 nucleotides. Its product is annotated as abscisic acid receptor PYL4-like. Gene Ontology annotation, molecular function: abscisic acid binding; signaling receptor activity; protein phosphatase inhibitor activity. Gene Ontology annotation, biological process: abscisic acid-activated signaling pathway. The record is from RefSeq and is a predicted model, not a curated record. NCBI's taxonomy places the organism in Eukaryota, Viridiplantae, Streptophyta, Magnoliopsida, Ericales, Balsaminaceae. The transcript has a single exon. Gene Ontology annotation, cellular component: nucleus; cytoplasm. Bases 46 to 681 code for a protein of 211 amino acids.
UAUAUAUUAUUUCCAUUCUCAAUCCUCAAAUCCAGAACCAAUAUUAUGACUGCUUCACUCCAGCUCAAUCGAAUCAUCAACGAUUCCUCCGCACCAAAGUUUAUGAUCAGAUCAUGUACUCAACAACAACAACAACAACAACAACAAACCGACGACGACGUCCCAGAUGAAGCAAUCCCAUACCAUCCCUUACUACAACUCGACCACCCCAUGAACCACUGUUGGUCCAUCCUAGUCCAAACAAUCGCCGCCCCAAUCGACGCCGUCUGGUCCCUAGUCAGUAGAUUUGACAACCCACAAGCCUACAAAAACUUCCUCAAAAGCUGCCAUCUCAUCCACGGCCACGGCGACAUCGGAACCCUCCGCGAAGUCCACGUCGUUUCCGGACUCCCCGCAGCUUCCAGCACCGAACGACUCGAGAUCCUCGACAACGAACGCCAUGUCAUCAGUUUCUCCGUCGUCGGUGGGGUCCACCGUCUCAAUAACUACCGCUCCGUCACCUCUCUUCAUGAAUGCUCCGGUGGCUCGGCCACGGUCGUCGUUGAAUCCUACGUUGUUGAUGUGCCCCAAGGCAAUUCUAAAGAGGAAACCAAGAUGUUCGCCGAUACCAUUGUCCGCUGUAAUCUCCAAUCGCUCGCUAGAAACGCAGAAAACUCCAUCACAAAUAAACAACACCCAUGAAAACUCGUUUCUUUUAAUUUUUCCUUUUUGGGGUGUAAUUUUACUAAUUUGUAAUUUAAAUUAUACAUUUUUAUUAUUGUAAAACC